This is a messenger RNA of Drosophila obscura, 2606 nucleotides long. RefSeq names its product enhancer of mRNA-decapping protein 3 (gene Edc3). Bases 486 to 2531 code for a protein of 681 amino acids. Lineage: Eukaryota; Metazoa; Arthropoda; Insecta; Diptera; Drosophilidae. Gene Ontology annotation, cellular component: P-body. The record is from RefSeq and is a predicted model, not a curated record. The transcript has 5 exons. Gene Ontology annotation, biological process: P-body assembly; deadenylation-independent decapping of nuclear-transcribed mRNA. Gene Ontology annotation, molecular function: mRNA binding.
UAUUCGCCAGUAGGUAUUUCUGCCACUUCCGCAAAACAGCCACACCAAAGUAGUGAAAAUCUAAAAGAAACAAAAAUUUAAUAAGUUUAGCGAGAGAAGUGGGGUGCAUUUAAAGAAAACCGAAUCAAAAUAUCGAGGUCAUUUGUACGGCAGGAAGCAGCACAACAACCAGACGAAACAUUGCCAAUUUCAUUUUGUGUGUUUCCCGCAAGGACUUGAAAAGCAACUGCCUGUCCACGAGAAGAAGAAGCGCAGGGUCGGCGUGGUGCGUAGUUAGUUAGUGUGAGUGAGUGAGUGCGAGCGAAAUUGCGUAUUAAGAAACGAAACAACAACAACAACUACGGCUCGAAAAAGAAAGCCUCGAACAAAUCCAAGUACAUAUAUUGAAAACUGCAGACGCAGGCAGCAGAAAUUUCCAAAACCCAAAAGCUUCACCGCUUCGCGAUUGCCUUACAACAGCAACUACAACAAAAACAGCUAAUUUCAUGGGUCUGACAGAUCAAGACUGGAUCGGCUGUGCGGUGUCCAUUACGUGCGACGAAGUGUUGGGCGUCUUCCAGGGUCUGAUCAAGCUAAUCUCCGCGGAGGAAAUAACCAUCGUACGCGCCUUCCGCAAUGGCGUCCCGUUGCGCAAGCAGAACGCCGAGGUGGUGCUCAAGUGCACGGACAUACGGAGCAUCAACCUCAUCGAGCCGGUCAAUCAGGAUGUGGAAACGCACACGACGCCCACGGUGAUGAACAAGCCCACGCCCGUCAAGUUGCCGCACUUUUCCAAUAUUCUCGGCAAGCAGCAGCAGUUGCAGCAGCAGCAACAGCAGCAGCAGCAACUCCAAUUGCAACAGCAGCAGCAACAGCAAGAACAGGAUCUGCCACUGACAUCCAGGGGUAAGGCGAACGGCUAUGGGCGAGGAGAAGGAAGUGGAAGUGGAAGUAGCAGUGCAGCUACCUCGGCGCUUAGCGAUAAAAUGCACCAGCUAAAGCUCAUGGAGGCGAAUGGACUCAAUGGUACAAGAAGAACUCCGCAGAACUCGCGGGCGCCCAGCGCUCAGCAGCAGCAGCAACAACAGCAGCAGCAGCAGAUGUCGACGACUCCGAACAGUGUGGCGGCAUUCUUUGGCAACAUGAUACCGCCCAAGGUGGAGGUGAAGCUCGGGGCAGCUGCUGCAGCCGUCUACAUUGGGAACAAUCGGGAGAGCUACUGCAGCAGCAGUGCGGACGGUAGCACCGCCAGUGGCGAGGCAGCAGCGGCGGCAGCAAGCAGCAGGCCCAUCGAUAUCAUAAGCAACGGCGAUGGAUACUACAAACAGCCGCCGGCAGCUUCCAGCUACGGCAAUGGCAACGGCAACGGCAGAAGGAAUGGAAAUGGCAACGGAAACGGCUCUUACACCAAUAGCAAUGGCAACGGGAGUGGAAAUGGCAAUGGAAAGAAUAAACGAAAUAGGGUGCGACGAGAGAGCAGCAUGCGGCAGACUUUUGGGAGCGAGGCAGAUGAUCCACUGCUACAGACAGAGUUCGAUUUUGAGGGUAAUUUGGCGCUGUUCGACAAGCAGGCCAUUUGGGAGAACAUCGAGUCGACGCGGCCCGAUACGGCGCGGCAAGCCGUGAAGCAUCAUCAUCAGCCGGAGCAGAAGUAUCGGCACGACGAGAACAUUCUGGCCAGCAAGCCGCUUCAGCUGCGCCAGAUAGAGAGCAUUUUUGAUGGCAGCAAGGACUUUGUGACUGACGAUGGGCUGAUCAUACCGACCAUACCAGCCUUUGUGCGCAGCAAGAUUGAGCUGUGUGCCGAGAAGGCAGGCCUGUCGUUGCAGCGUCAGAUUGAUAUAUUGGCGCGCGGAGCCAGCGACCUGGCCAUCACACUGCUGGGCGGUGCUAGACGCCUGACGCCGGCCAAUAAUCAUCAGUGGCCCAAGAUAGCCAUCAUCUGUGAUGGCGUCAAGAAUAUGAGAACAAUUAACAUUGGAGCCGCCACGGGUCGACAGUUGGCCUCUCAUGGCCUGACCGUGUUGCUGUAUGUGGAGCAGGCGCAGCUGGUUGGCCAGAGCGUGGAGAUUGCCUUGUUUAAGGCCACAGACAAUGUCAUAGUCCACGCCGUGGAUGCCUUGCCCACGCCAGAUCUUGUGAUAUUAUCGACUAACACCGCUACUCUAUCGGAUGGAAUCAAGAAUUGGCUCAGGUUGAAUCGCGCUUCAGUGCUUGCCAUAGAUCCGCCACCGUGUGGUAUUAAUGAUGUGGCAAUUAAAUACUCUAUACUACCUAUACUACCAUUGAAUGGCAUAUCAACAGCAGCAGCAGCAACAGCAUCAUCAUCAUCGUCGGCUGCAGCCACACCAACGCCCCUACCGAGCACAUCUUCGGCUGCAGCAGCAGCAGCAGCGGCUGCCAAACCAGCAACCCCUUCAUCAACGAACAAUUGUGGCAAAUUGUAUUUAUGUAACUUAGGUAUACCGGAUAAAUUCUAUCGUGAUUGUGGCAUUAAGUACAAAAGUCCGUAUGGACAUAAAUAUGUGAUACCGAUUCACUCAAAGGACUGAAACAACAAACAACAUAACCGACAGCAACAACAUCAACAACAGCAAUCAAAUCAAUCAAUCAAUCAACAAGAACAA